AACAUGGAUUUAAAUAACAUAUGUAAAUUUAAUAUUAUUGAUAUUGCAAACGCAAAUAAUAAUAAACAAUAUAUAGCUGAAAUUCCAAAAGUAGAUUUGAGUUCGAAGUCUCAAAGUCCAUUUGUUUACAGUGACACUUAUGCAUCAACAUUUAACGAUUUGAACAUAUUGGGUACGGAAAGUAGAAAUAAUUAUUUGUUAGAAUUGGAUCCAAAAUAUAAAGGGAAUACACUUGUCAAGGAUAUCAAUUUGUAUUGUCAUCUUUGUAAAUCUGCAAUAAAGAAUGACCUGCAAUUUCAUUUGACAUCUAAUCUCCAUACUCAAAAUAUAAAAGAUAUUUUAGAAGACCCACUUUAUAAAACUUUACAUUCAUUCAGCAAUAAUUGGGAAAAAUAAAAAAAGAAUUUUUGACCUUG
This is a messenger RNA of Gordionus sp. m RMFG-2023, 416 nucleotides long. RefSeq lists its product as uncharacterized. NCBI's taxonomy places the organism in Eukaryota, Metazoa, Nematomorpha, Gordioida, Chordodea, Parachordodidae. Bases 4 to 396 code for a protein of 130 amino acids. The transcript has 4 exons. The record is from RefSeq and is a predicted model, not a curated record.